UCUCGUCAUUGGCUUCGUCAACUCGCACACACAACCUCCGCCACCCCCCUAACACACUUAGACACACACACACUCACACACAGUCUAGCACCAGCGCCAGAAGUCUUCGCCUAUUUAGGGGGCCGAGACGUGCAGAUCAACGAUUCUUGGUGAUUAUAGAUUGAGUUCUUCAGAGCAAUGGAACAAGAACAAGCUAUAGGAGCAAAAACGGUCUGGGAAUCUGUAAAGUUAUAUGCUGUCAAGUGCGCCAAAUGUUCAAAAUGGAGGCUCAUCCCAACAAAGGAAAAGUAUGAGGAGAUACGGGAAAGGAUCGUAGAACGAUCUUUCCUAUGCGAUACAGCACGUGCAUGGCGACCUAAUGUCUCUUGCAAUGAUGAAUCAGAUGUUAAGCUGGAUGACAGUUUCCUUUGGGCUAUGGACAAGCCGAGAAUUCCCCAAACUCCUCCAGGCUGGCAACGUAUUUUACGAAUCAGAGCUGAAGGCGGCACAAAAUUCGCUGAUGUGUACAUUAAUGAGCAUCCGCAUCUAUGUGAAGGCGUCAACAUCUCGCAAUUCUCGUUUCAGCCCCCAGUACCAUUGGAUGAGAAAUAUAUUGCAAAGCGAGCCCGUUGUACCACCCAUGUCACAAGCAGUACUCCCGCAGCAGGGGCUUAUCAUGCAUUACAGACUCAAAAUGAUAGCUCUGGGGUGCCGGAGAGAGCAACUACUGAGGCUAAAGCUACUGCUCAAAGUUGAGGUUAUCGCUUCGCCCAGAAUGCUUCCACCAACAAGGAGAUGAACAACAUACACAAAUCAUAAGCUCGGACUUAAAAAGUUCGUGUAUUUGAAGUAUACGAAUGGGACGUUGUCGAAAUUGUGGGAGGUGUCAACUUGUUCAUCAUAUUCAUGGUGGAAAUAUGUUUGUAAAGUAGGAAUUACUCUUUCCAGAAACUUAUUGCAGUUUUGACUUCUAACAUGUAUCCAGUUGAUGUGAGAUCUUGUUAGUGAUUUGUGGAAAUUGUGAAUUCCAACUUAUUAUUAUGGAAUUU
Molecule: messenger RNA, 1028 nt
Organism: Sesamum indicum (sesame)
Lineage: Eukaryota; Viridiplantae; Streptophyta; Magnoliopsida; Lamiales; Pedaliaceae
Product: methyl-CpG-binding domain-containing protein 2-like
Molecular function (GO): zinc ion binding; DNA binding
Source: RefSeq, a predicted model, not a curated record